This is a messenger RNA of Erythranthe guttata (spotted monkey flower), 6069 nucleotides long. RefSeq names its product TGN-related, localized SYP41 interacting protein (gene TNO1). The record is from RefSeq and is a predicted model, not a curated record. NCBI's taxonomy places the organism in Eukaryota, Viridiplantae, Streptophyta, Magnoliopsida, Lamiales, Phrymaceae.
AAUCUUGCAAAUAUUUUUCGUCCAAAGUCUAAACCCACUUAUGAGAUCGGGCCGGUUUAAAAAUAUAACCCGGACCACGUUAUCCGGAUUACGGUGGGCGUUAAACGGGUCGGGUCGAUUCGAUAUCAACGGUAUAGUUUGACUUUUCAUUUAUAACCUGUCUAAUACGGCGUCGUACGAAUCAUAAUGACGAAAUCUUUCCAAUUUGCUGUACAGUAAUUAAUUAGUAACAAAUCCUCAAACACUGAUCCACACCGCUGCAGAAAUCGAAGAUCCAUUGUGUUUUCAUUCAAGAAAAAAACCCCCAAAUAAUCAAACCCCUAUUCCCGAGAUCUAAGGCCGGUGAAAUAGGGAAGAAGUGUUAUGAUUGAUAGAAAUGGCGGAUAAUCAUGUGAAAGAAGACGCUCCAGCUGGAGAAGAUGGAGGGCUUUCUCCGAAGGAAUCGUUUAAUGGCGCUGCAGCUGACAGUAGUGGCGAUUCAGUUGAUCAGAUGGAUCCUGCAUCCCUAAGUAACACCAAUCCAGUAGAUUCUUUCCGCAGUGAACCAACUGAGUCAACAAGAGAUGAUAUGUUUGUUGAUUGUCCAGAUGAGAUAGAAAAUUCCGAAUCUCAGCAGAGUUCUGAGGAAAAGCAUACUGUAGAAGAUGACCAAUAUAAUGAAUCAGACAGUGGGAUAAAUGUCCAACAACUGAUGUCUGAGAUCGAAGUGUUGCGUGAUAUGCUCGACAAUACUGUUGCUGAGAAAGAAAAAUCAGCAGUAGAAUACGAGGAAGAAAGAGCAUUUCUUACAAGAGAACUUUCCCAAUUUCGUAACCAAAUAAGGGUUUUAAGUGAAAAAAAUAACAGUGUGGAUGAAAAUGCCAAUGGAGUGGUUGAUCAUAUUCAGACUAUGGAAUCUGGUGCCUCUUUGCACGAGAUAAUGGAUGAUUGCUCUAGAUUCCUUAAGAGUGCUUUGGAUGAACGUUUGCAGACCGAUGAACAAGUUAGAGAACUCCAAUCUGCGGUAUAUAUGAAAGAUCAGGAUAUUGGUUUCCUCAAUGCAAAGGUUGCUCAGGCAAUGGAGUCGAGUAAUAUUGCUCAGUCCGAUUCAAAUUUGAACCAUGUGAAUAUGUCUCGGCAAAUUGAGGUUCUGCUUGAGAAGGAUCAGCAAAUUGAGGAAAUUGUGAACAGGAUAUUAGCUUCAGUUUCCCUGACGCACCACGAGGGAGAUCUGUUGGAUGGAUCACUUACAGAAAAGAUUUCCAGCAUUGAGAAGUCGGUUACGUUUUUAGUCGAGAAGUGUAAUCUUUUCGUUUCUGAUUGUGACCAACUUCGUGGAUUUUUAAACCAGGUUGGGUUGGAUUUUGACACGAUUGAUGGCAAAGGAACUUUUGUUGCGGCACGUGAUAAAAUUCUUGAUAUCAGAAGCAAGGAAGAAAAUCUGUACCAAAAUCUGAGCAAUUUAGAAGAUGAGAACAGGAAAUUGGUCGAACAGUUAGAGCAACAGAAAUCUACAGUUGAAAAUGUUAAUGCAGAAAUUUCAAGACUACGUGUAGAGGUUGAACAAGAGAAAAACAGGUAUGCCAACACGAAAGAGAAGCUUACCAUGGCUGUGACAAAAGGGAAGGCAUUAGUACAGCAGAGAGAUUCACUGAAGCAAUCGUUGGCUGAGAAAACAAGCCAGUUGGAAAAAUAUUCAAUUGAACUGCAAGAGAAGUCUAGUGCUCUCGAUGCUGCAGAAAAUACAAAGGAAUUGAUUGCAGAAAAUACAAAGGAAUUGAUUGCAGAAAAGGACAAGAUAGUUCAGAAAUGUGGAGAAAUAUUAUCCGAGAUUGUGGCAACAAAAGAACUGCAGCCAACUGAUGAUAUCACAGAGAAACUCAGAUGGCUUGUAGACGAGAAUAAAUCACUGAGUGCUAUAUCUCUGCAAUAUAAUAAACUGGCUGAUGCAUUAUCGUUGUUUGAUUUCCCAGAAUCAGUGGCGUCCAGUGAAUUAGAUUUACGUGUCCGUUUUCUUGCAGAGUCAUUUGAUCUGUCCAAGGAAGAAGCUAUUAAGUUACAGUCUGAGAUAGCUAAAACAAAAGAAGCUGCAAAUGGGGAGAUUGACCAUCUCACCGCUUCACUUUUGGCAGAAAUGCAGGAGAGAAGCUAUCUUCAAGCAGAAGUCGAUGACUUACGAAACAAAUACGAAGCUUUAAAAAUUGAGAUCGACCACUUGGGAACAUCACUAUCAGCAGAAUCGCAGGAGAAGAGCUAUCUACAGUUGGAGUUGGAGAGUUUGAGAGACAAAUAUGAAGGAGUUGUUCAAAAGGAACAUCUCGUUUCAUUGGAGAAAGAUAAAAUAGUAAGUUUGUUGAUGGAUGCAUCUGGGCUUGCAAACGAUGGUUCCGAAGAGAUUCGUUCAGUGCACUCUGACAUAACCAUCACCGUUGAUAGUUGCCUCGCAAAGAUUAAAGAAAAUAUGUGUCCUAGUGAACCAUCUCAAGUUCAUGGGGAAAUCUUUGAAAACGUGAAGAGUCUUCUGUAUAUCAAAGAUCAGGAAAUGAGUCUGUAUAAGCUAAUUAUUGAGGAAGAUAUAUUGGAUAGAGUGCAGGUGAGUUAUUUGUCGGGUGAACUUGAAAGAAAGACUGAAGAACUUAAUGCCGUAAAGGAUGAGAAGGCUGUUGUGCAGAGAAGUCUUGCACAGAUGGAGGAUAGAUGUGCUUUACUGAAGGAUAAAUUAUCUAUGGCAGUCAAAAAAGGGAAGGGGCUUGUUCAAGAACGUGAAAAUUUGAAAGGAUCUCUGAAUGAAAAGAACGUUGAAAUUGAUAGGUUGAAGUCUGAGCUGCAGCAAAACUUAGACAGAGAUAAGGAUUGCCAGGAUCAAAUCACUAAAUUGUCAGUUGACGUGGAGCGAAUUCCUCUGUUAGAAACAGAUCUUGUUGCUACAAAAGAACGAGCAGAUCAACUUGAGCAGUUCUUAGCAGAGAGCAAUGGUAUGCUUCAAAGAGUCAUGGAGUCAAUUGACGGCAUCACUACUCCAACUGAUUCAUCUUUCUCAGAGCCCAUAGAAAAGCUUACAUGGAUUGCUGGAUAUCUUAGAGAACAAGAAAUUUUAAGGACAGAGUUGGAACAAGAUCUGAGGGAAGUAAAAGAUGAAGCAAGUUCCUUGGCCAGCAAGUUGUCAGAAGUCGAGGUGACGAUUAAGUCACUCGAAAAUGCCUUAUCAAUUGCGGAAAAUAGCCGAUCUCAACUGUUGGAUGAGAAGAAAGAACUUGAAGUUUCCAAGGCAUAUCUGGAGGAAGAAUUGCAGAAGGAAAACGAGAAAACUUCUUCUCACACAAGCAAUUUUGAAAAGCUUUCUGCUAGCAAAAGUGCACUUGAAGAUGCUCUAUUACAAGCAGAGGAAAAGAUUUCUACGUUCAUGAAUGAACGAGACACAGCUGUAGAAAGUAGGGAUCUUGCCGAAGAGCAGCUACAGAAAUUAAAGGAUGACUUUUCCGACCAUAUUACUAAACUUGCUGAUGCUGACAAAACUAUUCAGUCCCUUGAAGAUGCUUUGUCGCAGGCACAGAAGAAUAUCUCACUACUUUCUGAAGAGAAUAGUAAGGUGCAAAUUGGCAGUGCUGAUUUGGACAGUGAGAUAAAGAAAAUCAGAGAAGAAGCUCAUUCACAUGCUAGCAAGUUUUCUGAAGCCUCCGUAACAAUCAAAUCACUUGAGGAUGCGUUAUUAAAUGCAGAAAAUAACAUGGGAGACCUUGUUGAGGAAAAGAGAAAUGCUGAACAGGAAAUCAUAGCACUUAAAUCUCAGUUGGAAUCGUGCAUGGAAGAGUUAGUUGGAACCCGUGGUAGUAUAGAGACUCGAUUUGUGGAGCUCUCCAGUCAGCUUAACCAUCUUUGGUUACUUCUUAAAGAUGAAGCACUUCCGUUGCUACUUGGAAAAUGUUUUGAAAGAAAGUUUGAGAGCCUAAACGACAUAAAUGUUCUACUCAAAGAAAUGGGGGACUAUUUCCUGGAAAUGGACCCUGAUAUGCUGCAAGACAAUCCGGUCACGGAGGAUGAUUCUUCUCUUCCGACAACUUUACCAUCUAGCCUCGAUAUUGCCCUGAAUUUGGACAUAUUAGACGAUGAGGUGAAUGCAGUUGAUAUUGAGAGCAUCAUGCUUUAUAUUGAAAAGAUGAAUGAAGGGUUUCAUCUAAAAGGCAAGAUAAUGGCUGAUAAAUUUGGUAAGUUAUCCACGCUUAUGGAUGGAUCGAUUGUAUCUCUAUUGAGAAGAUUACACGUGACAAAGGAUAGAGUAAUAAGUAUAACAAAGUACGCAAAAUCUCUCAAACAACAAGUGGAGAACAUCAACACAGAUAAGCAAAGACAAGAAGACACUAUAGCAUCACUCGAAAGUGAGAUCAGAGUUCUACUGUCUGCAUGUUCUGAUGCCACUAAGCAAUUGGAGUUGAAUGCACAAAAUAAUCUAUCGGAGGUGAGAUUUAUCCAGGAUUAUGUGAAACUAGAUGGCAGAAUGUCCAUGGAUUUGGAAACAAAUGGUGACGAUGCAGCUGCAGCACUUGAUACCGACCAUUUGAAAACGGCUGAAAAGUUGUUACUUGCUACAAGACAGAAUCAAGAUCUUGUCAAAUUGUUUAAAGAUGCAAUGAAUAAGGUGACAAAUAUGACAGAAGAUACGCGGAAUCAAAUGAAAGCAAUUCAGCUAACCUGUGAUGAAGUCUCGGAAGAAAGAGAUUUGUACAAAGACAAAAUCUCGAUGUUGGAGACUGAUCUGAGAGAACAGCAAAACUUGAGCCGUGAUAUGACAAUUAAACUCGAGGAUUACGAGGAAAAAGAAGAUGAAUUGAGGAAAAGAGAGGCGGAGCUGUUAACUUCAUUAUCGAAAGUUCAUGAACUGGAAGAUCCUCUCUUAUCAGCAUCUCAAGUAAAAUACAUAUUGGAAAAGAUGAAUGAGGUUGAAGUUCCUGAUGUUGCGCUCGCAGUCGGAGAUUCACAUGAUUCAGCCGAUGUAAGAAAGCUGUUCUAUGUAAUAGAUAGCUACAAUGGAUUUCUGCAGAGGGUGAGCUCACUAUCUCUUGAAAACGAAGAACUGCAAUCAAUUGCCGACAAUCAGAUUCUCGAAAUUGAACAUCUGCAAAAGCAACUUGAAGAUCUCGUUGGGAACGAGAAAGACUCUGAAAAGUUAGACAAGUUGUUAGAGCUUGAGUCGGGUUUGCAGAAUAUUGUUCGCAAACUACGUGGCAGUGAUGAGACGGAUGUUGAUCUAAAAGCAGAUAGGUCAAUGGGGCUAAUGCAAUUGCUUGACAAAUUGGUUAUGACCACAGUUGUGGAAUCUGAGAGUUUGAAAUCCAAAAACGAAGAACUUGGUGCCAAAUUGUUUGGUGCCCAAAAGGUUGUUGAUGACUUGUCGAACAAGGUUAAAUUCCUAGAAGAUUCUAAUCAAACGAGAAAUGUUCCACUAGAGAUAGUAGAGCAGGGAAGAGGAACCUCCAUAACUUCGUCUCCUCAGUCAGAGAUAUCAGAAGUGCAAGAUAUGGAAGCAAUUGGUAAGAGCAAUAAUGCUCCUCAUGUUCUAUCUGCUGCCCACAUACGUACAAUGAGGAAGGGUUCGAGCGAUCACCUUGCUAUCAAUAUCGAUUCUGAUUCUGAACGUUUGAUAAAUAAUAAGGAAACUGACGAAGAUAAAGGUCGCAUUUUCAAGUCACUGAAUACAUCUGGUUUGGUUCCUAGGCAAGGGAAAUCAGUUGCUGAUCGAAUCGAUGGAUAUUGGGUAACUGGCAGUCGAGCUUUGAUGAAUCAUCCGAGGGGGAGGCUAGGCCUCAUUGCCUAUUGGCUCGUUUUGCAUAUGUGGUUGUUGGGCACUAUUUUGUAACCCAUGUGACAAUACAAUAGAAAUAGUCGAUAGAUUAUCAUUCUUUCUUUCUUUUUUUUUUUCUUCUUUCACAUACUACACAAUUUGCAUGAGAUGUAAAUGUUUAUAUCACUCCCCAAUUUGAUUCUCUGCAAUCAAAUAUUAGGGAUUCAGAGAAUUUAGGACCAGAUAUCGUUCUCAUGUUCGGAAUUUGGCGUUGUCCUUAAAAAAUAAAUAUUUGAUUGAUUUUGCCCGAA